Molecule: messenger RNA, 1653 nt
Organism: Rotaria sordida
Lineage: Eukaryota; Metazoa; Rotifera; Eurotatoria; Philodinida; Philodinidae
Source: the annotation of a GenBank genome assembly
AUGUCACUACCAUCAACUUCAUCUAAAGAACUUUGUGUCGCUUGUCUAACUCAACCAUACGAUUUAACUUGUACAUGUGGAGAUAAAUUUGAUUUUACAUGUAUUCAUUUACAUGUUGCACAAAUUCGUCUGGAAUUUGAAUAUACUCAUGGUGAAACUGGAGAACGAUUACUUCAAGUUGAACACAUAGUAGAAAGUACAGAUUGCAAUAGUGCGAAAACAAUUAUCGAAAAUUGGAGACAAAAACGUAUUCAAGAAAUAAAUGAAAUAGCUGUUGCUGGUUUAAACGAAAUUCAACACCGAGAAAAUGCUUAUUUAGAUGUUCCAUCAUUUCGAACUCAAUUUGAUGCAUUAGGUGAACAAUCAAAUCGUGUUGUUCAUGAACAAUUGGAUUCAAUUCAUUCACUACAACGACGUAUUGUAGAAAAAUUUGAUCAAUUAAAAACUUUACCUGAAUUACAUCAGGAUGAUACAAGUUUAGAUACAGAACUUCAAUCAAAGUUAAAUCCAAAUUUAUUAAAUCCAAAUUCUACAACACAUGUAACGGAAUCUAUUAUUUCUGCAUCUGUUAUGCCUUUAAAUACCACUACAUCAACAACUACUGAACAACCUAUUGUUACUCAAACGACAUAUAUCGAACAACCAAGAAGAUUAGUAAAUAAUGAUCAUAUGCCUAAUUCAACAAUGGACGCUCAAGAACGUGAUGAUUUUGAUGCUGGUCAAACAGUUAAUAUUGCUCGUCAAAGUUUACUAACAAUACCUAUAACUCAUGAUAAUUAUAUGGGUACAAUAUGUUGUUAUAACAAUCAAUUGCUUUAUAAUGAUUAUAAUCAUCAUACUCGAACUUCUCAUUUAAUAUUAAUACCUAAUCUAAAACAACCAACAACACGAGAAACGAUUGAUUGGAGUGAUCCAGAUAGAAUGUUGGGUGAUGGUGAUGAUCAAUGGAUACAAGAUAUAGCAUAUUCAACUAAACUUCAAGGUUAUUUAGUACUUAAUCGUUCACGUUUACGUAUUCUUUAUGAUAAUGGAAAUCAACUUCAAGAAUUUCAUGAAUUUCCUAAUCGUAGUAUGAAACGUGUUACAUGUGAUAAUACAUAUAUUUAUUUAAUAUCAGCAGCUGAUACUAAGAGUCAUAAUAGUGAUGAAAUUAUUAUAAUGAAUUAUGAUAAAGAAGAAAAAGUACGUAAAACACUUCGUGAUAUAGUAUUAACUGGAAGAAAUGAUAUGGCUCUAACAUACGUUGGAGAAAUAAGUGAUUUAGCUAUAAGUCCAAAUGGACAAAUAAUGUUAGCUUAUCGUGUAAAAUUACGUCGACAAGUUCGAGUUUGUGUAUUUAUUGUUUCAGAUGAUAGAAAUAAUUGGACACUAGUUAAACAAUUAUUACUUAAUGAAUGUUGGAAUGAUGAUGUAUCAUAUACACCAAGAGUGGAAUGGUGUGAAAAAUUACAUGUUUUUUUUCUUGUUGAAUAUAUAACAAGUCAUUUAAUAAUGCUUGAUGAAACUGGUCAAGUUAAAGGUGAAUGUCGUUUUGUAAAUGUUCAAAAUCGACGAGAAUCUCCAUUAAAUCUAACAAUUUCAACAAAUGAUACACUUUGUGUACGAUAUGAAUCAUCGAUUAAUGUUCAUCAAUUAAUUAAUGAUAGAUUAUGA